UUGUUUUCAGCAUAAUUUUGGUCAUCAAAAAUUGAUUUAAACUAGACUUUCAAUACAAUCCUACUUUUGUUUGACAAUCAAGGAUGGGGAUUAUAAUUAAAUAUCUAAGUAUAACAUGUUCAUCUAAUAAUACAAAUUAAAAAAAUACUAAAAUAAAGUAUGGGCCGAUUGUUUUUCAGUUCAAACCUAAGAUGAGCAUGUUCCUUCUGCUGUGUGCUGUUGUACUUGUAAAUCAAGUGGCAAGUCAACCAACAGUUGAAAUACCCGACUGUUAUAAACUCUGUGACUGCGACAGCCUAUUUUGUAUAUGCGUGUGCCGGACUACGAAACAAGAAAGCUAUGCACAUGUAAAUAUAAGCCAUAUCCUUAGAUGUAUUCCUAACUCUGGAUCUUUAAAAAAACUUCAAAUAUAUAAUUGCAACCUCGGGGCUAUUCCAAAUAAGUCGUUUCAUAAUCUAGCGAACCUAACCCGAUUAUACAUGGAAGAUUGUAACCUAACAAUCAUGGAGCCUUAUGCAUUUCAAGGAAUUAACGCACUAACUGAUCUUUCUGUGAUAGACUUAGAAGAAUACAACACCGGGAUGUAUCUCAGCUAUGAUGUGUUACGAUCCUGUCCAGAAGUCCAGAGACUAGUUCUAGGAAAGGUUUUAAAUGCAGAAGAUAAUUCGUUUGAAGCAUUUCAACAACUGAGAAGGCGUGUUGUACAACACGAUAGUCUACUGAAAUAUCACAACGUUUUUCGACCCCUAAGAAAUCUAGAAGUUCUUGAUUUAAGUUGUAUUGGGUUAACGAAAAUUCCGGAUUUUAUUCUGUCUUACCUGCCUAAAUUAGAGAAACUGUAUCUUUAUUAUAAUCGUAUAUCCGAUUUGUCAUUUGUUGGUGGAACAAGUGACCUCAAGAACCUGACGAUUGAUCUAUCAAAUAACAACAUCACUACAAUAAUGAAAAGACAUAUAACACAGUUCAAAAAUGCAUCCGUGCUCUCACUGAAGCUAAGGGACAAUAAUAUUAGCUACCUUGAACCAAAUCUCUUUCAUGGUAUAAAACAUGUGAAUUCUUUGUCAUUUGAAAGGAACCUUAAUUUUGGGAGUGAAAACUUUUAUACAGUUAUAAAAAGCCUGAAG
Messenger RNA from Owenia fusiformis, 1124 nucleotides. The record is from the annotation of a GenBank genome assembly. Lineage: Eukaryota; Metazoa; Annelida; Polychaeta; Sabellida; Oweniidae.